Paramuricea clavata is the source of this 520-nucleotide messenger RNA. The record is from the annotation of a GenBank genome assembly. NCBI's taxonomy places the organism in Eukaryota, Metazoa, Cnidaria, Anthozoa, Malacalcyonacea, Plexauridae.
AGAAGAAUCCAACGGGGAUGCAACCAGCGGAGCUGACGAACCAAUCCUAACUGAUUUGACAAUUAGUGAAGUCGAGGUAUCCCACAUGUUGAAAUCUCUUGAUACAGCCAAAGCAACAGGACCUGAUGGUAUUCCCGCUAAGUUAUUAAAAGAAACAGCGGACGUUAUUGCACCUUCUUUGUGCACACUCUUCAAUAAGUCAAUUUCCUCGGGAUCAUUACCAGACGAGUGGAAAACAGCCAACAUAGUACCGAUACACAAAAAGGGUGACAACGAACACGCCGAGAACUACCGUCCUAUUUCUCUACUGUGCAUUAUCUCGAAGGUUUUAGAACGCUGUGUGCUAAAUAACGUCAAAUACCGUUUACUAGAAGCAGUCAACAUCUGUCAACAUGGGUUUAUAUCCGGACGAUCUUGUGUGACUAACCUGAUUGAUGCCCUCAACUACGUUGGGUCAUGCCUGGAUCGUGGUGGACAAAUUGAUAUGAUUUACAUGGACAUGUCCAAAGCUUUCGAUAAG